GAGACUUCGAUCGAAAAAUCGCACGCACAUAUCUUUGACCUCUACGCGAGCACCAACACCCGUCGAGCGGGUCGUCCGGUACCGGACGUUCUAAGUCAGGCCAAGUCAGGUCAGGUAGUCGAGCGGUGGGGCAUUGCGCUCGGAAAGCCGUCAUCGCCGGGAAACAGGCAGAGUAUCAUUGCUGCUCCGGUGCCACUCGGAUAUCGCGUCUUCUAUCCUACCUUUAUAGCGAGCGAAAUCGUGCGCCAAGUAAAGUGAGCGGACGGAGCUCGAGCGCGCUCGUCGCGUGGUGGACACCUGUUGCAUCGUCUCAUCGAAUGGUGAAUGCAGUCGACGCUGAGCAGUUCGCGAUCGCGGAUCCGAGGGAAUCCCGAGGAACCUCCGUCGUCGAGUGUACGAGUAGUUUGACAGAAGUCUGAGCGAAGUCUUCGCCGCUUCGUUUUCGCGCUUCUCCGAAGAAUCAUCGCGUCGAACAGCUGUUCUUGAUACCGUGUUUCGCUAUCGAUACAAGGAACAUCAAUUCCGAAGUUUUUAAAGUCGAAGAAGUCGACUGUCGACCAAAGUGCUGCUGAAGAAACGUAAACAUUAAAAUCAAAUCGUUAACCUUCAAGUAGCAAAAAUGUCAGCAUCAUUGAAACUGGCGGAUGAUCAGCGAUUUGCUCUAAUGAAGUUCAGACGAUCAGUGCAAGAUGUCUUGCAACCACAUCACGAUGAUCACUUUCUGCUUCGUUGGUUGAGAGCGAGAAAAUGGGAUCCUACCGCGGCGGAGAAGAUGUUGAGAGACUCCUUGGAAUGGCGGAAACAGUGGGAUGCUGAUAAUUUAUCUGACUGGGAUCUUUCUCCAGAGAUAAAGAGUUAUUUUCCUUACGGAUUAAGCGGAUUCGAUAAAGAUGGUGCACCAGUUAUCAUUGUACCCUUUGCCGGUAUGGACAUGUACGGAAUGUUACACGUAAUAACCCAGAAGGAAUUUGUCAAAGCUACGAUAAAAAUCUUGGAUGGAUAUUUGAAAUUAGCUAGAGAACAAAGCAAGAAGCAUGGACAGAUCGCAAAUCAACUAACAGUCAUUUUUGACAUGGAAGGAUUUAAUCUUAAGCAAUAUCUAUGGAGACCAGCUGGCGAAUUGGUCCUAACUCUUAUUCAAAUGUAUGAAGCGAAUUAUCCCGAAAUUCUAAAAACGUGUUUUAUCAUAAAUGCUCCGAGAGUCUUCGCCUUUGCAUUUACCAUUACUAAGAAAUUCAUGAACGAAUAUACAUUGUCGAAAAUACAAAUUCAUAAAGCUGAUCCGCCUAAAUGGCAAGCGGCGAUACUGAAGGUCGUACCAAAGGACCAAUUACCAGUUCAUUUUGGUGGAAUAUUAUGCGAUCCAGACGGCAAUCCGAGAUAUGCUUCGAAGAUUUCUCAAGGUGGGAAGAUAGCUAAAGAAAUGUAUACCAAUAAUGCGGAUAAACUAAACGACGACUAUACUACUGUGGUCGUUCGGAAAGGUGGAAAGUUAGAAUUCGAUAUCUGCACACCUGAGGGCUCCAUUUUAAGCUGGGAAUUCCGAGCGAAGGCCACGACAUUGUUUGGGAUUUUAAAGAAGGACGUGGAAAAUGAUAAGACAGAAGUUAUACCUAUUCGAAGGGUCGCAUCCCAUCAAUCGGACGAAAUCGAUUUAACCUGCGAAGAUCCGGCUACCUAUUCCAUUGUCUUCGAUAACACUUACAGUAUCUUAAGGAAUAAAAAAGUUCACUAUGCCGUACGUGUAUUACCACCGUCGAAAGAAUUACAGAAAUUGCCAUCAGUUGCGUAAUUACAAACGGGUUUUAUUAAGAAAUUCACAAAUUAUUAUACUUAAAAUUUUAUAGGACACGGUUCUUAUAAUACACUAGGCUAAAUGAUCGGAAACAGAUUUUACAAAUGAAAAAUUUCAAAAAAAAUUUAAACAAUCUUUUAUAGACUUAUACAUUUGAAACUACAGUAUCAAUUCAUAUACAAAAUUCGUCAUGAUUUAAACAAUUAAAUUGUUUAAUGCUUGUUGCAAUAAUGUUUAAAGGAUGUUAAUGUACAUAAACAAUAUAUAUUCUAUUAUCUUAUAUAUUUGUUUUUUCAAAAGUGGAUAAUGGCAAGGAUAAUGAUUGUAAAAAAGAAUAGAAAAAUAUAUACAAGAUAUAAGAGUGUAGUAUUUGCAUACAACACAUUUAUAAUUCACGCGAUAUGUACAAAAUACUUUUUAUAUAAAAUAUAAAAAAAGUAUUAUACACAUA
This is a messenger RNA of Nylanderia fulva, 2246 nucleotides long. Its product is annotated as SEC14-like protein 2. Gene Ontology annotation, cellular component: cytoplasm. Lineage: Eukaryota; Metazoa; Arthropoda; Insecta; Hymenoptera; Formicidae. The record is from RefSeq and is a predicted model, not a curated record.